Messenger RNA from Diorhabda sublineata, 1778 nucleotides. RefSeq lists its product as uncharacterized. The coding region runs from base 645 to 1697 and encodes 350 amino acids. NCBI's taxonomy places the organism in Eukaryota, Metazoa, Arthropoda, Insecta, Coleoptera, Chrysomelidae. The transcript has 3 exons. The record is from RefSeq and is a predicted model, not a curated record.
UUCCCGAUUCAACGUCCAAGUUCAUUUUUAUCGCCAAACUUCACACUUAAUAUACGAUUAGCAUUAACGAAAUUUAAAAACAAAAUAUAAUCAGGGGGCUAACUUCACGGAUGUGGAAUUAUUUAUGGUCUAAUGAGGAAGAGACAGAAAUUGAUAAAUGUGAUAAAGUGCGAGUUAUUAGUGCAUAUAAGUAGAAGAGAUAGUUGUUUAAGUAACCAAGGCAAAGCCAUAUUAUGUCGGUGGAACUUAGUGGACAGUACGAAAUCAAACACGAACUAUUUGAUUGAAAAUUUCGAACAGUUUUAAUUUGAAAGUGUUUCAUAAUGAGAUAAAGGGAGUCUUAAUUAAUAUUCGGGAUAAAUAUGUAACGGCAAACCAGUAUGUUUUUUUUAUCUUAUACUUGAAUAAAUAUGAAUACAAUAUACAAUAGUUUAUUUAUUAUUAUGUCGUUUUUUUGGGACCUUGAGUAGUUUUGUUAUGAAUACUUUUGUUGUCAUUUUAUCAUUAUUUAAGUGUUAACCUACCCUCUCAAUAUUUACUUAAUACGACCAAAAUGAUAAGGAAAAUACGUUACUGAUAUUAAUUUGCAGAAUUAUUGUAAAAGUCACAGUAGUUGCAAAAAGGUGAGAGUUGAUUUUACAGUUAUGGGAUUUCAAAAAAUACUAUUAGUGAUUAUUAUUAUUCAAGGAAUAUCUUCGUAUUAUAUUUACAACGCAGAUACAAAUCAAGUUCUAUCUUAUGCUACAUUAAAUAACUUACCGGAAGGAUUCAAAAUUAUACGAGCUCCUAAAUAUUUAACCAGACGAAAUAAAAAAACUGAUACCCGGGGACUGAGUUGUCCUAAACAGAAAUUCAUCUGUGACGAACCGUAUGCCAAAUCAUCAACGUACCAAUUCGAAUGUGAAUACGAUACACAAUGUCCGAAGAAUUACUUGUGUUGUAGUCAAAAUUGCUUCAAACACAAAGUUUGCUCGAAAGGCGUAUUCAGAAGCAUUAAAAACCCAUAUUGGACUUCUAACUCCAAAAACAAUUCGAUUUCCUUAGACGCCGAAUCGAAAAAAUGCCAAAAAUGGCCGUUUCCUUGUUCAAAUAUUUAUCCUGAAAGUUUUUCAUAUCCAUUUAAAUGCGAAUCUGAUACACAAUGUCCAAAAUAUUAUUUGUGCUGUCGACAAAAUUGUUUUAAACAUAAAAUUUGUUCAAAGGAAGUUGUGCACGUAGAAGAAUUGAGAAAAACAGUAAAAACCGCUACAACUACUACCCUAGAUAGCGGAACAACGCAAAAUUUCGAUAGUUCCACUGCGGAUUCCGAUUAUUCAACUGCGGAUUCCGAUUAUUCAACUGCGGAUUCCGAUUUUUCAACUGCGGAUUCCGAUUUUUCAACUGCGGAUUCCGAUUAUUCAACUGCGGAUUCCGAUUAUUCAACUGCGGAUUCCGAUUUUUCAACUGCGGAUUCCGAUUUUUCAACUGCGGAUUCCGAUUUUUCAACUGCGGAUUCCGAUUUUUCAACUGCGGAUUCCGAUUUUUCAACUGCGGAUUCCGAUUUUUCAACUGCGGAUUUCGAUGAUUCAACUGCGAACUCCGAAAGUUCAACUGCCGAUUCCGAUAGUUCAACUUGGGAUCCGAAUGCAAUUUACCCCGAAUUUUUUUAUAGUGAAAAUGUCGAAGUCCUCAACGAGGAUUAUAGCGAAGGAAAAUAGGAUUUAAAAACGUCAAAUGUUAUUUUUGAUAAGAUUAUACUUUUUUUUUAUAAAAUAAUUCAUAAUAAAUUUUGAAUAAAU